Diplodia corticola is the source of this 984-nucleotide messenger RNA. RefSeq lists its product as uncharacterized. The transcript has 4 exons. Lineage: Eukaryota; Fungi; Ascomycota; Dothideomycetes; Botryosphaeriales; Botryosphaeriaceae. Bases 1 to 984 code for a protein of 327 amino acids. The record is from RefSeq and is a predicted model, not a curated record.
AUGUCUAUCCGCGACGCUAGCCACGCCGGCUCCUGGUACUCCGCGAACAAGGGUGAACUCUCGGCCCAGCUUGAUCAGUGGCUGGACGCUGUGCCCGCCUGUACCCCCGGCAUCCGUCCUGGUUCGCAGAAUGACUCGAUCGACAUUCCUUCCUCCGGCGCGAGGGCGAUAAUUGCGCCGCAUGCUGGAUACGCUUAUUCUGGGCCUGCAGCCGCAUGGGCCUACAAGGCUCUGGAUCUCUCUCAAGCGAAGCGAGUCUUUCUCCUCGGCCCAUCCCACCACUACUACCUCAGCGGCUGCGCCCUCACCCAAUGUGACGCCUAUGAGACGCCAUUGGGCGACCUGCAGAUCGACAAGGAAACCGUUGCCGAGCUGCGUAAGAAGGGGAAGUUCGAUACCAUGCGGCAGGAUCGAGAUGAGAACGAGCAUAGUCUCGAGAUGCAUCUUCCUUACAUCUACAAGAUGCUUUCUCGGCAAUUCCCCGGCCCCUCCGAGUUUCCGCCCCUUGUGCCCAUCCUCGUCGGCGCCACUUCAGCCGCAGCAGAGCGCCAGUUCGGCCAGAUCCUAGCGCCGUACCUUGCAGAUCCGACGUCGGUGUUCAUCAUCUCUUCUGACUUCUGUCACUGGGGAGCCCGAUUCCAGUACACGUACUACGAGAAGGCGCCAGGAGAAGCCCGCAUGCUGAGUCCUUCUGAGAAAAUACUCUCAAGCCCGGCCAUCUAUGAAAGCAUUGCGACCGUAGACGGGUACUGCAUGGAUGCUGUGGAGACGAAGCAGCACCAGCAGUUCCUCGACGUUCUCGAGGAGACGGGAAACACCGUCUGCGGGAGACACCCCAUUGGGGUGGUCAUGGCGGCGAUCGAAACACUGUCUCUCGACGGGGAAAAGGGAAAGUUCCGGUUCGUCCGGUACGAAAGAAGCAGUGACUGCGUCAGCCCCAGGGACAGCUCCGUGAGCUACUGCAGCGCGCUGGCCGUGUUCUAA